GUGGGAUGCUAUGGAAUAUGAUGAGAAGCUGGCCCGGUUCCGGCAGGCCCAUCUCAACCCCUUCAACAAGCAGCUGGGGCCAAGGCAGCAUGAGCAGAGGGCCAGCGAGGAGGCCCCAGACUUCGCUUCUGAAGAGGCCCUGCCUGAGUUGCCCCCUGGAGAGCCAGAAUUCCACUGCACUGAGCGAGUGAUGGAUCUCGGCCUUUCUGAGGACCACUUCUCCCGCCCUGUGGGUCUCUUCCUGGCCUCUGACAUUCAGCAGCUGCGGCAGGCCAUCGAGGAGUGCAAGCAGGUGAUUCUGGAGCUGCCCGAGCACUCGGAGAAGCAGAAGGAUGCCGUAGUUCGGCUCAUCCACCUCCGGCUGAAACUCCAGGAGCUGAAGGACCCCAACGAGGACGAGCCCAACAUCCGAGUCCUCCUCGAGCACCGUUUCUACAAGGAGAAGAGCAACAAGAGUGUCAAGCAAACCUGUGACAAGUGCAACACCAUUAUCUGGGGGCUCAUUCAGACCUGGUACACCUGUACAGGCUGUUAUUACCGCUGUCAUAGCAAGUGCUUGAACCUCAUCUCCAAGCCCUGCGUGCGCUCCAAAGUCAGCCACCAAGCGGAAUACGAGCUGAACAUCUGCCCCGAGACAGGGCUGGACAGCCAGGAUUACCGCUGCGCAGAGUGCCGGGCGCCCAUCUCUCUGCGGGGCGUGCCCAGCGAGGCCCGGCAGUGUGACUAUACCGGCCAGUACUACUGCAGCCAUUGCCACUGGAAUGACCUGGCUAUCAUCCCUGCACGAGUUGUGCACAACUGGGACUUUGAGCCGCGCAAGGUGUCCCGCUGCAGCAUGCGCUACCUGGCACUGAUGGUGUCUCGUCCGGUCCUCAGGCUCCGCGAGAUCAACCCUCUGCUCUUCAACUACGUGGAGGAGCUGGUGGAGAUCAGGAAGCUGCGCCAGGACAUCCUGCUCAUGAAGCCAUACUUCAUCACUUGCAAGGAGGCCAUGGAGGCACGUCUGCUCCUGCAGCUCCAGGACCGGCAGCAUUUUGUGGAGAACGAUGAGAUGUACUCUGUCCAGGACCUGCUGGAUGCGCACACGGGCCGCCUCAGCUGCUCGCUCACGGAGACCCACACACUCUUUGCCAAGCACAUCAAGCUGGACUGUGAGCGGUGUCAGGCCAAGGGCUUCGUAUGCGAGCUCUGCAGAGAGGGUGAUGUGCUGUUCCCCUUUGACAGCCACACGUCCGUGUGCACCGAGUGCUCUGCUGUCUUCCACAGGGACUGCUACUAUGACAACUCUACCACGUGCCCCAAGUGUGCCCGGCUCACCUUGCGGAAGCAGUCACUCUUCCAGGAGCCUGGUCCAGAUGUGGAUGCCUAGAGCAGCAGGCACCCCCCCCACCCCAAGCCUUUCUGGCAUCCAACCUGCUGGUCAUUGCCAAAGUCAAGGUGUUUUUUGUGUUCUGGAGACCCCAAGGGUGCAGCCCCUGGACGUCUCCCUUGUGCUGGGCCGGAGGGGUGUAAGCAGCACCAUGAGGCCCGUCAUCUGUCUCCCAGGCAUUUGCUGGGAUGUGGUGCAGCCUGGCUCUUUGCUGGGUGUGCUGCUGUGAAGGCUUCAGGGCUCCGUAAGCAGGGGAGUGGGCAAAGGGCGUCUCACCUCCCUGGUGGCAAAGAGCCUUGGGGCCGUGGCUGCUGGGCUUUGGCCACCCUGAAAACCCAGAGAGGACUUUGUGGGAGUAGCCAACAAACCCUGGGGAUGCUGGCUACAUACACCCAGACUUGGCCUGAGGAAAAUCUGCAGUGGAUGAUUUGGACCUACCUGGAGGCUCCCAUCCCCCAGCCCCUUGUCUGUUUGGAGACUUCUAGUUGUCUCUGGCUGGGGUCGUUCACAACCGUCUCCUGAGGGCUCUGCCCCUGCCUCUUGAGGUUCUGUCUCUAGGUUCUCCUCUGACAGGACCAGCCCGGGGGUUACCUGUUCUGUACAACGUGGAGGGAAGGGGGCCGUGGUCUCUUCCUCCUACUCCCCCGGCCUACCCUGGUGCUCCAGGCUGGGUGGCUGGGGGUCCAGUUGGAAGAGGCUGUCCUGCUUCCCAGUUUGGAGCAAGGACUAUGCCCCUGGGGGAAUUCUAGGUUAGGCAACGGGGUUGGCAGCAGUAGGCCUGUGUGGCUCUUCUGGGAACUCUCUGCCUGAGGAGCUCCAUGCUGCUUCCACAGUGCCUGUGGAGGGCUCCGGAUGGCCCAGAGACCACCAGCCAGUGGUCUUUUGCUUGGGGCCUGGAGGUGCUGGGAGUAUUUGCUCAAGGGAGCUUUGGGCAGGAAUCUUAGAGCCCAUGCGGGAAGCCUGGAGCACAGGAUGUGGAAGGUCCUGUACACCAGCUGACAAAUGGGACCCUCAGGCAGAAGGUGAGAACCCACAGGUUCUUCACUGGUGGAGCCACAGUCAACCUCGGUGUUUGCAGGGACGUUUUGUGCUUUAGAGACCUUGCCAUUGAGGGGGGAGUCCUGUGGGAAGGGGACAUUUCAGGAUGUGGCUCUCCAGCCUUUUGUGCCCUCUUGCCCAGACUGUGGUCAGCUGUUGAUGCAUAUGGUUGACAUACAUAUGUGGUGGGGGUGGGGUGGACAGGGAACAUAGCCACUUGGGUAUCCAUCACCUUUGGCUAGGAAACCCAAGAGGAGAUGCUUCAGCCAGCAGAAAAGUCGGCUUAGCCUGCUGGAGGAUCAGAGGGGUGGCUAAAGACCGUGUCUCCUCCUCCUGGCUCUUCUGCGCCAUCAGAAAAGCCUCCGUUGGUGGCUUUAGGCAAUCCUCUCGCUGAGUGUUCUGAUCUGCCUUGGGGUAACAGUGAGAAGCAAACAUUGGUGCGGUUGGGUCAACAGGUCCCUGCCCUGCUUCCCCUUCCUCUCGAGGGCUGAAGAGGGGCUUAAGGUCCAGAUGCCCUUUUCCUGCACCCCCAGAUCCACACAUUUUCCACCACUGCUUCCCAUUUCUGUCAGAAGGAUACUGGCCAUUCCCGGCUUUACCGCGUAACGGACGUCACAUCAUUGUAGUUACAAUCACCACGUCCAUAGAAAGCGUUAAUAAGUUGCCAUCUGCUGGAUGAGGAGUUGGCCCCCUUUUCUUUUUAACAACCCCCAUUCCCUCCUCCCCCAAUAUCGCCAUCUUCCCCUUCUGGAUGACCGAGUCUUUAAACAAGAUCACGUGUGGGUCUUGGAAUCCAAGCACUGUAGCCAGAACCCACCAAAGAGCCAGUUUGCAUGGCCAGCGCUUCACAGAAAAGCAGCAAGGGACACCUGGGUGUACUGACGCCAUAGCCUCUGUCUCAUUAAAUCUGUGUUCUC
This is a messenger RNA of Puma concolor (puma), 3324 nucleotides long. The record is from RefSeq and is a predicted model, not a curated record. NCBI's taxonomy places the organism in Eukaryota, Metazoa, Chordata, Mammalia, Carnivora, Felidae.